AUGUCAGGACCUCUAGACCGAUCUUCCAGACCAGGUUUGAAUGGUUAUCAAGAGGAGAAAAGAGACAGAAGAUCCGAUGUAGAUAUUAACUCAGAGGAUGAAAGGAAGAAAAGGGCUGGUUCUUUGAAGAAGAAGGCUAUUACUGCCUCUGCAAAAUUCAAGAACUCAUUGACAAAGAGGAGUAGAAGACGUAGUAGUAGCAGGGUCAUGUCUGUCUCGAUUGAGGACGUGCGCGACGCUGAAGAAAUGGGCGCUGUUGAUGCCUUCCGACAAACUCUUAUUCUCGAGGAGUUGCUCCCCUCUCAACAUGAUGAUUAUCAUAUGAUGCUUAGAUUUUUGAGGGCGAGAAAGUUUGAUAUCGAGAAGGCAAAGCAAAUGUGGAGUGACAUGCUUCAAUGGCGUAAGGAAUUCGAUGCUGAUGCAAUCCUUGAAGAUUUUGAAUUCGCAGAAAUAGAUCAAGUCUUGCAACAUUACCCACAAGGUCAUCAUGGAGUGGACAAGCAAGGCAGGCCUGUUUACAUUGAAAGGCUGGGGCAGAUAGAUGUGAAUAAGCUCAUGCAAGUGACAACCAUGGAUCGAUACGUUAAAUAUCAUGUAAAGGAGUUUGAGAGGACCUUCAAAGUCAAAUUCCCUGCUUGUUCUCUUGCAGCAAAGAAACACAUUGAUCAGAGCACUACCAUUCUUGAUGUUCAGGGUGUUGGAUAUAAACAUCUGACUAAGACAGCAAGAGAACUUAUCGGCCGUCUUCAGAAAAUUGAUGGUGAUAAUUAUCCUGAGACCUUGAAUCAAAUGUUCAUCAUCAAUGCUGGUAAUGGAUUUAGACUGCUUUGGAAUACCAUAAAGACUUUCCUUGACCCUAAAACAACUGCAAAGAUUCAUGUUCUUGGCAAUAAGUAUCAGAGUAAGCUGCUUGAAGUGAUUGAUGCAAGUGAACUCCCUGACUUCCUCGGAGGUACUUGCACAUGCUCAGAACAUGGAGGCUGCCUUCGAUCCGACAAAGGUCCAUGGAAGGAUGCUGACAUCCUUAGGAUGGUUCGGAAUGGAUAUGCAAAGUGUGGAAGGCACAGGAGAAAUUCAUCCAUUGAUGAAAAGACUAUCUCUGAGGAUGACAUAACAUAUCCGUCGAUUCCUCCUGUGACUUCCUCUUUUGUUUAUGAUGAUUACAUCCCCAUGGUUGACAAGGUUGUGGAUGCAACAACCUGGAAUAAGAAUGCACUGAAUGAUAAGCUUGCAAUCAAUAAAGGUGCUUCUUAUGACAUGCCAGAUCCUUGCAAAGUCCCAGUAUAUCUGAACAACAACAAAAACAACAAUAUACUGACAGGAGUAAUGGCCUUUGUCAUGGGUAUUGUCACAGUUGUCAGAGUAUCAAGAAGAAUGCCGAACAAGAUCGUCGGAGCAGCAUUAGAGUAUGCUGCUCCUGUGCAAUCUGCUGACACUUUAGUUAAAAGCCAAAUGCUGCAGCAGCAGCAGCAGCAGAUGUUCUCGCGGGUUGUUUCACCGGCUGAAUUCUCAGCAGUGGUGAAGCGUCUUGCAGAUAUGGAAGAAAAGAUGACCAAUGUCAGCAUGAAGCCUGCAGAGAUGCCAUUGGAUAAGGAAGAGAUGCUUAAUGCUGCUGUUAGCCGUGUUGAAGCUUUGGAAGCUGAACUUAGUACUACUAAGAAGCUUCUGGAGGACGCUCUUGCUCGCCAACAGGAGGUUCUUGCUUAUAUUGAUAACAAGAAGAAGAAGAAGAAAAACAAGUUGAAGAAGAAGAAGAAGAAGAAGAAUCGAGAAUUCUCUGCUUGGCCUUCGGAUUGGAUCGCUGCCUCUCUUCAUCUCCAUUCUCGUUUGGGGGAAAAUGAGUACAGGGUACAGGGAUUGAACUCGACUUUUUAUGAUUGUUCUAGUGUUGGACUUGAUCCUAUAUUUCAAUGUGAUGGACAACAGGAAAUGCUUAGCAUGUGUUUAAUAGCAAGCUCGGCUAAAUUAUAG
Dioscorea cayenensis subsp. rotundata (Guinea yam) is the source of this 1971-nucleotide messenger RNA. RefSeq names its product phosphatidylinositol/phosphatidylcholine transfer protein SFH3-like. NCBI's taxonomy places the organism in Eukaryota, Viridiplantae, Streptophyta, Magnoliopsida, Dioscoreales, Dioscoreaceae. The record is from RefSeq and is a predicted model, not a curated record. The coding region runs from base 1 to 1971 and encodes 656 amino acids. The transcript has 14 exons.